CUGUGCUAAAUGACGAUGGCCUUGAUGCUCCGAGAAAAGAAACGUUAAAGUACACGAGAGUCUUAGAACGGACUUAAAACACACCCUGCUAAGACCUCUUCCAAAUCCAAAGAAGUGUUUUGUUCUCGGUACCGAUGAUAUUAAGUUAGCAAACAGGAUAUUGAAAGUCUCUACAUGUGUCUUUGAUUGUUGUUGCUCGACAAUCUGGAUUCCCGAGGCGUGUUCAGGACCGGAGAUGUCGGGUUUCCGGUCUUAAAUUGAAUCUUGGACCUGCCUCGUUUAGAAUGACGAAUUGCAGUUACACAGCGAGUAAUGGGACCUUUUUUAGUCUUCAGUGUGUUAAUUUCUGUUGCAUGGGAGAAGAUGUUAAUUAUUGUUCAUCUUCAACUUGUUCAAGCACUUCAUCGUCCGAAGACAAUCUACCAGUAUUAUUUUGGGGAAUCCUGGGAGGUAUAUUCGCCAUAGGAAUUAUUCUGAUUGCAGUUACCUACGUAAUAUGCCGAUUCCGAUCUCCAAAUAGCUGCACAAAAAGUUAUACAGAUGACGAAAUGUUUGAUGAAGAAUCGAUGGCGUCACAAAGAAGACGGUCUUCGUUAUUUGUCACCAAAUAUUUUAUGCGACGAGAGAGUAUUUGGAGAUUGAAAACUAGGAGAAAAUCUCAGCUGACUGUAAAAGUUCACGGGAAUCAUGCCAGCACAAGUAAACCAGUCGUAUCAGAACAUUUGACAAAAAACAACCAUGUGAAAAGUGGACGUGUACAUUUAAGUAGCAGAGGAGGUGGCAACAAAAACCCAUCAUCAGGACUACCUGAAGUUGUUGAUUGAUUUUUUUCAAAAUAGAUAAAUAAUAAUUUUUAAACUUAUCUCAGAGUUUAAAUUGAAUAAACAUGCCC
Molecule: messenger RNA, 892 nt
Organism: Saccostrea cuccullata (small rock oyster)
Lineage: Eukaryota; Metazoa; Mollusca; Bivalvia; Ostreida; Ostreidae
Exons: 4
Coding region: 285-824 (179 amino acids)
Source: RefSeq, a predicted model, not a curated record